Brassica rapa (field mustard) is the source of this 536-nucleotide messenger RNA. Its product is annotated as protein POLLENLESS 3-like. The record is from RefSeq and is a predicted model, not a curated record. NCBI's taxonomy places the organism in Eukaryota, Viridiplantae, Streptophyta, Magnoliopsida, Brassicales, Brassicaceae.
AUCUCCGACGAGAUCCAUCGUCGUCUCCGUUGAGUUCCAUCGUCACUCUCUCUCACGCAUAUAUCGAUAAGCAAUUACGAGAAUCACGAUUCAAAACCUCAAAGAUGUUGGCUCCUCUCCACGAUUCACACUGGAGAGCUUUGUGUUUGGAGCCAGACAAAAACAAACAGUGCAACCUGGCCAUCUGCUUGAUGCGUAUGGGUCGAAUCCAAGAAGCUAAAUCUCUGAUUGAUGCUGUGAGAGAUUCUUCUGCAGAGAUUGAGUUCGGAGAUGAACCGUUCACGAAGUCUUACGACAGAGCCGUUGAGAUGUUAGCAGAAGUGGAAUCUAAAGAUCCAGAAGAUGGUCUUUCGGAUAAGUUCUAUGCGGGAUGUUCAUUUGCAAACGGAACAAUGAAGGAAAACAAAGCUCCUCGAAACGCAAACAGGAACCACUCGCAUGUUCCUCCUUCUCCAGAAUCUGUUAGACAAACGUGAGAGAGGCUCUGUUGGUCCUAGGAUGGAUGAAACUGGCCCUUAUCUUCCCACUGAGAAGGU